This is a messenger RNA of Clupea harengus (Atlantic herring), 1480 nucleotides long. It is a transcript of the gene spp1, whose product is annotated as secreted phosphoprotein 1. Lineage: Eukaryota; Metazoa; Chordata; Actinopteri; Clupeiformes; Clupeidae. The record is from RefSeq and is a predicted model, not a curated record. Gene Ontology annotation, biological process: cell adhesion; ossification.
GUCACUUCACUGGCAACCAGGAGCAUACUGAGGAACACUCUGACUCUAACCUGAAGUGAAUCUUUGAAUUCCUUGAAGACACAACUACAGACAUCAAGACCAUGAAGGCUGUAAUCGUUUUCGUACUUCUUUUUGCAAGCGUUUUCUGCCACCCAGUGAAACGCUCUGCAAGCAGUUCAGAGAGUUCAGAAGAAGUGGUGAGGCCAGCUCCAGCUCUUCGGAAAGCUGCUGAAAAACUGACUCUUGAGGCUGCAGAGCCGGCCGCUCCUGCUGAUUCGGAUGAGAGCUCAGAGACAUCAGAGGAAACUGAGGAAUCCGACACGGCAUCCGAUGACAGCACAGACAGCACAGACAGCACAGACAGCACAGACAGCACAGACAGCGCCGACAGCGCCGACAGCGCAGACAGCGUGGCCACGGUGGAGAGCGAGACUGAAGAGAGCAUUAGUCAAAGUACGGAGUCUGGAGAGGCACCAACUGCCGCCACCACUGCUAUUCCCGUGUCUAUAGUGGUGCCCACGUUCCCUGCUUUCACCGACAGUGGCCGGGGAGACAGCAUGGGCUACAGUGACUACAAGAAAUCCAUCAUCUACGUGGAGAGCAACGCCAUUGAGAAGGAGCCUUCACCUUACAAGUUCUACGAUGACAAGAUGGGAAUGAACCUGGUGAGCAAGAAAUCCGGGGCGACCUUCGAGGACAACACCAAUGACAUCGACAAGACCCUGAAGGUUUACAAGGCCCUCCAGGUGCACGAGGAGAUGCUGGAGGAGGACACCAGCACCCCAGACGUGGAGAGCCAGGGCCUGGACACCUCCAGCGGAACCCAGGACGAGGCCAGCCUGAAGCAGGCAGCCGCCGACGAGGCCGUCCUGGAGAGCGGUGCCCCCGCUGCCGAAGGUCCAGUGUCCCAGAGCGAGAGCCAGAGCGACGAGCAGCAGGCGGCAGCGGCGGAGGGAGCAGCGGCUCAGGCCGAGGGGGAGAGCACCAGCGCGGACAGCGACGGCACCAGCGAGAGCGCCAGCGCCAGCGCCAGCCAGGAGGAGGACGAGUCCAAGAGCAGCCAGAGCAGCGAGGAGAGCGCGGCAACGGCCACGGCCGGCGCUGCCGACAGUGACGAGAGCGACGAGAGCGAGGAGAGUAUGUCCGACUCGAACUCAGAUGAGCAGGGCCCGGAACCCACUAGCGAGGCCCCCAUCAUUGUCAUUACUGCCAAGUAAAACUAAUGGCCCGGCCCCCCAUGGUUGGUGAGGAAACUUCUGUGGUGUUCACAGCUAAGCACCGACAAGUCUGACAGGACUGAUAAACUGAGCUAGAGGGCGUAGUAGGGAACAUUCAAAGACAUUGUGGCCCUUUGAAGGUCUGUACUUGCAACAUUUGUAAAGAGCAAUUAAAUGUCAAUGGUGUCUCAGAGAAGCACAGGCAUUUUUGUUUAUUGCACAUUUACCAUAUAUGUUUACGUUUAUAUAUAUAUAUAUUUUAC